UGUGACGGGUCGCUCCUCUCUUCCCUCUGAGACAGGACUGGGCCAGAAGAUCCAGCAAGAGCCAGAGAGCUCCCAAACCAGUCCCUCCUGCUCCGCUGCCCCAUAUCUUCCCCUUGUUUCUGCUCCUUCUCCAGGAAGCCACUUGCACUCCCUCACCCCCCUAGGCUCAUACUCCUCUCCACUGCUCCCCUGGCCUAUAUGGGGCUCCUGGAACAAUGAGAAGAUGGGACGUGAGUCUGGAAGGGAGAACCAAUCGACUGGGGAGGCUGGAAUCCCAGGGUCCCGAGUGUGGCCUUGCGUUACAGUCAGGAAUGAGAGCCCAGCGAGGGUAACAGAAGCAGGGGAACCCUCCCUGAACCCCAAGGCCAUCCUGGAGCUGCCCCUGAAGAGUCUGGCCCAGAAGCUGGAGGAUGAAGAGCUCAGUCUGGAGAGUGUCCUCGGUAGCUACUUAGAGGAGGCCCUGAAGGUACAUAAGAAGGUAAACUGCCUGACGGAUUUCCUGGGCGAGUGUGAGGAGAAACUGCAGGCAUUGAAGAAGCUCAAGAAGACUGAGAGAGGCCUUCUCUAUGGGGUUCCCAUCAGCCUCAAGGACACCUAUGACUGCAAGGGCCAUGACUCUACGUGUGGCCUGGCCCAGUUCCUGGAGAAGCCUGCGGCCAAGGAUGGGGUCAUUGUGAAAGUGCUCAAGGCUCAGGGAGCUAUUCCCUUGGUUAAGACCAACAUCCCCCAGACACUGCUCAGGUCUCUGAAAUGGCAUUUAGCGUACCUACUCUUGCGAGGAACCUGUUCCCAAUUCUGA
This is a messenger RNA of Mirounga angustirostris (Northern elephant seal), 799 nucleotides long. Its product is annotated as vitamin D3 hydroxylase-associated protein-like. The record is from RefSeq and is a predicted model, not a curated record. Gene Ontology annotation, molecular function: amidase activity; fatty acid amide hydrolase activity. The transcript is spliced from 5 exons. Bases 224 to 799 code for a protein of 191 amino acids. Gene Ontology annotation, biological process: fatty acid catabolic process. NCBI's taxonomy places the organism in Eukaryota, Metazoa, Chordata, Mammalia, Carnivora, Phocidae.